This is a messenger RNA of Brachypodium distachyon (stiff brome), 1786 nucleotides long. Its product is annotated as cylicin-2. Bases 402 to 1631 code for a protein of 409 amino acids. The transcript has 2 exons. NCBI's taxonomy places the organism in Eukaryota, Viridiplantae, Streptophyta, Magnoliopsida, Poales, Poaceae. The record is from RefSeq and is a predicted model, not a curated record.
GCGCAACUUCUCUUGGUGGGCGACGUCGGCCACGCGGCCACCACGCCGCGCGCAGCUACUCCCACGCGGCUUUCUUCCUAUUCCCCAUCCUUUCUUUAACCCACUGCUCCUCGGCUCUUGCAGUCUUGCCCGACCCAGUUCCCCUCCCGUCGAUCCGAGCUGAUCCGACCGCCCACCCACCGCCGCUCAAGACCAAACCACCGCGCCGCUGGUCCGCCCGGCUCAUUCCGCUGCGCGAUCCAGGUCACUUCGUCGCCGGCCACCGGAGUCGGCCUGGUCACUUCGCCGCUGUCCGAGGAGAUCGCGGCUCAGUGCCAGGAGCAUCCUGAUUGGCUUGGAUCCUUGGAUCUUUCGCGGCAAAGGUAAUUCUGGUUCUUUGCACGGUCUAGCUUGUAUCCAAUAUGGAGGUAGAGAAGAAGUCCAAGGAUGAAAUACAUCUCAAGAUCAAGAGCAAGGACAAGUCGUCGGGCAAUGAGGAGGACGAGAAGAAGGAGAUCGAGAUAGAAAUCGAUGCUAAGGUUGUGGAGAAGGAAGAGGUAAAGCAUGACUCUGGUGGUGGUUCAAAGUCUGUAGACAAAGGUAAGGAAAUUAAGACAGACAAAGAUAAGAAGUCAGAGAAGCACGCAGAUGAACAUGAAGGUGGUGAUAAGGAAGGUAAGAAGAAGGAUAAAAAGGAGAAAGAUAAGAAAAAGAAGGAAGAUGGCGAAGGCACGGAAAAGGAGAAGUCCAAGAAGGAGAAAGAUGAGAAGACUGAGAGCAAAGCGAAAGAUGAAAAGAAAGGCAGCAUCAAGAAGACUGGAGCUGAUGCAGAUGACAGUAGCUCCAAACACGAAAAGAAAGAUAAGGACAAGGGGAAGAAGAAGGAUGAAUCGGACUCGAAGGGUUUGGGCGAUGAGAAAAAAGAGAAAGGCAAAGACAAGGAGAACAAGAAGAAGGAUAAAGAAGUGGAUCAGGAGGACAGUCAGUCAGAGCAUAAGAAUGGAAAAGGGGCACAUAAUGAGGUUGCAAGUGCAGAGAGGAGCAAGGAUUCCAUGUCUGGAGGUUUGGGCACAAGAGAAAUGAAGUUAACAAAUGAUGAAUCGCAAAAGAAAGGAACUGAUACUUCUGAAGAGAAGGAUAGUGCAGACAAAGUCAAGGAUAAAAGGAAGAGAGAGAAGGAGAAGAAACAAGAUGAGAAAAUCGACGGCGGGGAUGGACAAGGCGAGAAGAAAGACGAAGAGAAGAAGGACAAGAAGAAAGAUAAGGUUGACAAGAUGGAAGAAGGCAAGAAGAAAGACAGAGAUAAGAAGGGCAAGGAUGGCGAUGGUGAGGAAGAAGGUAAGAAAAAGGACAAAGAUAAGAAGAAAGACAAAGACAAGAAGGGCAAGGAUGGUGAUGGUGAGGAGGAAGAAGGUAAGAAAAAGGACAAGGAUAAGAAGAAAGACAAGGGCGCCAAGGAGAAGACGAACGACCCAGCGAAGCUUAAGAAGAAACUGGAGAAGAUCGAUGCCAAGUUACAAGACCUACAUCUUGAGAAAGAUGACAUCCUGAGGCAGCUGAAAGAGCUGGAAGAGGGAAAGACCACUGAAGAGAAGCCUGUGAAGAUGCUUGAAGAGGGGAAGACCAACGAAGACGUUGGUCCUGCAGUCUGAUCUUUGAUACUCUUUCUAAAGUUAUUACACUUGAUGUAAACAAGAAUCCUGAUCCGAGUAUGUGCAUACAUUUCUGUGUGCCGUAAAGAACUGUAUGAAUAACUUGAGCGUUAAGAAUAUAUACCAGUGUAUUUUUACUACUUCAGGAAAAUAAA